Messenger RNA from Fusarium vanettenii 77-13-4, 4455 nucleotides. RefSeq names its product SAGA complex protein. The coding region runs from base 1 to 3387 and encodes 1128 amino acids. The record is from RefSeq and is a predicted model, not a curated record. Gene Ontology annotation, molecular function: protein heterodimerization activity; structural molecule activity. Gene Ontology annotation, biological process: regulation of transcription by RNA polymerase II. The transcript is spliced from 3 exons. Gene Ontology annotation, cellular component: SAGA complex; SLIK (SAGA-like) complex. Lineage: Eukaryota; Fungi; Ascomycota; Sordariomycetes; Hypocreales; Nectriaceae.
AUGUCGCUCCCCAACGGCCAGUCCGUCUGGCAUCCUCCCUCCUUACAGCAUGCAAACAGCAAUAGAAGUUUACCGCAUCUCGAUGAUGUUCCUGCGCGCACGCAGACCCCCGUCGAUAACUCGGUCACAUUGAUGCCUGAGGCACCACUUGAUAUCGAGGAAGAGAAUCGACGCGCCCUCUUCGCCGAUCUGUAUCGCAAGACCGAGGACAAGGUCGCGCUGCUCUUUGGCGAGGAUGGCACAUACAACUAUGCCGCGAUCAACGCUCUCCGCCGCCUGCCGGCCCCCUCCGCCACCAUUAUCCCUCCCGCGACCGAUCACGAGCCCAUCAAGGAGCCUCCGCUCAAGAAAGCAAAGCGAGCCAUCGAUGAGGAUGACUACGACGACGAUGACGAAGAAGAUGAUGAGCCCGCGCAACCUGCGCCCAAACCGCAGUCUUCCGCCGCCGCCGCCAACACUCUACUCUCCCCCUCGAAAUCAGGGAGCUCGCCAGUUCACUCGGUGACAUCACCCGGCAAGCAGGGCGACAAGUCCAAAGACAAGCCCGGCGAAGAUGCCAUCAAGAAACUGGAAGAGGCUCGCACAGCUACCGAAGAAGCAGCGCGGAGGAGCUUCCACACCAUAUUCCAUACUCUCGAAAAUGACCGUGCGGCUAUGCUUGAGCAGCAGCAACUGGAAGACUCCGAGAAGCAACUCCAAGCCGAAAUGGAUCACAACCAUCACCCAAAUCACAGCCACAACCAUGCCCCGAAUCAAGGUUCCCUCAGCAGCGCGAAUCUCGGCGCUUCAAGUCUCACCCUGAAGCAUCUCAUCGCCCGGAUAGACAUGAAGCGAGACCAAGUUCGCGCCUCUGAUGCAGAAUUGAGACUUCUCAUGAAUGAGGUCCGCAAGAAUCGGAGUAAAUGGGCUAGCGAGGAGAAUGUGAACCAGGAAGAGCUCUACGAGGCCCUAGAAAAGGUCUUGACGGAGCUCAAGGCGCAUACCGAAUACUCAACUCCCUUCCUGAACAGGGUCAACAAGCGAGAUGCCCCGAACUACUACAACUUCAUCAAGAACCCCAUGGACCUCGGAACCAUGACAAAGAAGUUGAAGAGUCUAACAUACAAGUCCAAGGCCGAAUUCGUCGUGGAUCUUAACCUGAUCUGGGACAACUGCCUCAAGUUCAAUCAGGACAUGAACCACCCGCUACGACGUAUGGCGAAUGGGAUGAGAAAGGAGGCAGAGAAGCUCAUCCCCCUAAUUCCCGACCUCGUCAUCCGCUCCCGGGCUGAAGUUGAAGCCGAGGAGCGGCGAAAACAGAACGGCGGCGAUGAUGACGGCGGAGACGACUCUGACGAUGAACCCAUCAUGUCGUCACGCGGCCGCAAAGCCGGCUCAAAGGGGACAACCAAAGCCCGAAAAGCACAUAACGAGAAGGAAGAUACACCAGCCAUUGAUCAAAAACCCAUAUUACAGGUCAACGGUCUUCUCGGAAAGGUCAGGGAGGGCUCUGAAGUAGAUGGGAGCAACGGGUUCGCCACUCCAAUCGCUGGAUCAAUCACACCAGGCGGUGUCAACGGCCACUCGGGAAUCGCAAGCAACGCCGAUGCCAUGGAUAUUGAUGGACCGAGCCUCAACGGAAUGGCUUUGAACUCGGCGUUUGGAGAGGCUGCUGAGCAAGCAUUCGAGGACGAAGAGUACAAGGUCUGGAAACAAACGACUAAGAAAGACCGGGCUCUGGUGGCCAAGGAGCGAUACCAGCUCUUCAAGGACAACAAGUUCAACGUCGAGGCUCCUGCAUUGGUCCGUACCAAGAACGGGAUGCGACGGUUCUUGAAGCGCCAGAGGGAGGCAGAGGCACAAGGCAUCAUCACGAAUGCCCAAGCAAACUCAGCCGCCGUGGCCACAAAGGACGGGGCGACAAAACCAACCGAGACCCUGGCUGAGGAGAUUGAGGAGGAGGCGGAGAAGGUGAUCCCUGACUAUUACGAUGCCCAAAGCAACAUCCCCGACAUCCACCCAAAGCUCCAGUGGAUCGAGGAUGGAGAAGGGCAAGUCAUUAAUCAACACGAGGACUUCCUCCGUCUGGUUCCCGCUGGGGGUUUCGUUGCGCCGCAGGGUCGCUUAACCAAGAAGAUGGACGAAAACAUCCACCAAAUCCAGGAAACAAGAAAACUCGCAACAAGGAUUUCGGUGAUCAAGCAGAUGCAAGUUCAGACUCAGGUGUACACGAACCAAUUCCCCAAGUCCAACUCGGACCCCUUUGUUGAGCAGGACAUUGAACCGCAUUUCAUAUCUGAUGAUGGUCCUGUAAUGGCGCCCGAGGUCUGCCAGAAUGCACUCAAGCGUUCCAUUGCCAAGAUUCUUUAUCACACUGGCUUUGAGGAACUUCAGCCUUCUGCCAUUGACACCUUCACUGGGGUCGCAUCUGAUUACUUCCAAAAGUUGAUCCGAACAUUCAACGUCUACAACCAGUCAGAGAAGAAGGCAGCAUCGGCCGCAGAAGGGUCCAAAUUCCAGCCUCGGUUCACCCCAGAGGAGGUAAUCCUGCACACGUUGGAUGAGAACGGCCACGACAUCGCCUCCUUGGAAGCGUACGCCCGGGAUGAUAUUGACAGGCUCAGCUCCAAGCUAGGCGGUCUUCACGAGAGGAUGAAGAUUCACCUCACAGAUCUACUCCGUCCCGCUCUAUCUCAGGAUGCGGGCGCUGACGGAGUAGGUGCCUUCAAGGAUGGCAGCGACCAAUUCGUUAGUGGCGACUUUGCUGAAGAUCUGGGCGAGGACUUCUUUGGUUUCCGAGCCCUGGGUCUGGACAAGGAGAUGGGACUCGACAUGAUCUCUGUGCCCCUGCAUCUAUUGCAGACCCGGGUGCGCAACCAGUACCAGAUGCAAACCCAGACGACUGGCGAGGCAACAACCGAUCUCUUUGAUCCCUUGUCGGCUUCAGACCCAGUUACCAAGGAGAACAUUCAGGACCAGAUCGGACUGGUCAAGAACUUCUUCCUGGCUAAGCUGCACGCUAAUGGCGAUCAGCCUCUCGUUGAGGAUGAAGACCUUCCAACCAAGCAGAAGAAGCCCCGCCCUCGUCUGGGUGCAAGUGGAAAGAUUGUCACGGCUCAGAAGCGAUCUCCUAAGGAGCAGAUGGCGCUCGCCAAGAAGAAGAAGAAGAUGGAGGCGGCAGCAGCCGAGGCCAAGGCCAAUGCCUCGCCCGACAAAGGAGCAGCCUCCAAUACUCCCGGCAAGAAGAAGUCGAUGACGGCGACAACCGGCACAGCGCCCAACCCUGCGGUGCUCGCCCUCGCCCCCAGCAUGGAAAGGCGGGACAGCACUCAGAGCCAGGGCAACGCCAGCCAGACGGACAAGGACGACACCAUCGGCAUGAUGAGCCCGGAGAGCAUUGCACAGUAGGCCAAGCAGAGCUUCCGGUAAUUCGCAUCGUGGAGGAGAGAGGGCGUUUGUUUACCAAGACACUGUUGCUCGCAACCUUGAAUACGAUGUGUGCUCAGUUUAGUCCAUCCAUCUUUGUGAGAAGAUGGAUGCGGCAGGCCAUGUUUACUAUUACGCUCAGUUCAGACCAUGUUAUCUGACAGCGAAACCAACAAGACAAGAGAGCGUGCAAACCCCAUCGAGCUUCUCUUUGAUUCACAAUAAUCAUGUAUUAUUUUCCCCUGCAUCUAUUUACUCUCAAACAUUUCUCAUGCCUCCAAAUAUGGUGGCUGUCAUUCGAAAGCUGGCAUUGUCGCCUCUCUCCUUGCCUAUUAUCUCAGUCGACUCAUACCACACAUGCGUUCGCGGCCUUUAUUUCAUCUUCAGAAGGCUUUGGUAAACAAGCAGUAUCUACACGACACAGGGAAGAUGAGCAAACCCUUUGAACGACUACAACAGCACCAAGCGAGACGGACUUAUUCGAGAUGGCCUCUUUACCCCCUUUUUUUCUUUGCUCUUUUUUCUCUCUCGACAUAGGCCAUUUGGACAAGACAAAAGCAAAACGUGGAGGUGGUCGGUUUGGCAUUCUUUUCCACAACUGCCCGGCGCACGGAAAGGCUCACGCCAGAUGGAAGAAGUGAAGCGAGGCUCUCCGAUGUUUUUUUUUGUUGUUGUUGUCCGACAACACCCCCUUUUUAUUUGUUUUUUUGGACUUUGAUGAGACCCAGGUGGGCUCUUGCAUUUUGUUAUAUACGACGAAUGGGUGUGUCUUUUUUGUUUCUCGUUUGCUAGAAGGAAACUGGAUAGCCUGGCUAAAGAAAGGUCGGGCUAGGAUGGAAUGGACGAAUGAAAUCGUGAUGGAAUGGAUCGGAUUUGAUUGAUGUAACGCACGGCUGGGAGAUUCAACGAACAAGAUGAUGGAUACCUUGAGGAGGGGGAUGGAGAUGGACGGCCGUGCGGGUUUGAAAGCUGUUGUUAAAGGCAGCGCGUUCCAGAGGCUGCUUGCUUGCUUUCUUGAUUAGAAUAGGUAGGCAACUAAUAAGCCUUGAA